UGGCACCCCGUGAGGGACGGGAGCCAUUUCUUUUACUGGUCUGGAAAGAGCUGCCAAUCGCUUGGCUCUGCUAGCUACCUGAGAAGCUGUUUGCUGUCAGCUGGUGUAAGCUGACAUCAAGAUGACGAUUCCCACGGAUGUCAGACUGGAGUAUUUGGAGAGGGUCUCUUCCCUUGUCCUGAAGUUCAAGCCAGACAAGUGGAGUAAGAUGAUUGGGAUGGAGGAGAACAUGGCUUUGUUCACUGAAUUCUUCGAGAAGCCAGAUGUACCGGUUCUGGUGUUGACGCUCAACCCUGCCGGCAUGAUCAUACCCUGCCUGGGCUUCCCAGCCUCCCUCAAGUCCAAAGGGAUGUACUUCAUCAAGAAGAGACCCGAGAGCAUCGGCAAGGACAACUACAAGGAACGUCUGGUCUACGGGGACAUAAGCCCCACGCCUGUGGACCAGCUGAUCGCCAUUGUGGAGGAGGUCCUCUACUCCCUGUUAAACCAAAGCGAAAACAUGAGCGGCUGGCCCCGCGUGGUCUCGGAGGACAUUGUGAAGCAAGUCCACAAGCUGAAGAACGAGAUGUUUGUGAUGGGCGGCAAGAUCAAGGGGAAGACCCUGCUGCCCAUCCCGGAGCACCUGGGCAGUCUGGACGGCACACUGGAGUCCAUGGAGAGAACUGCCCUAGAGCUGUGGCGCAACGUGGAUUUUAUUCCAGAGCUGUCUCCCUUCAUCCUCUUCAUCGGGGUCACCGGUACCCCAGGCAAAACCCAUUAUUGUCUCAGGCUCUGUCCUGGCUGA
Odocoileus virginianus texanus is the source of this 784-nucleotide messenger RNA. NCBI's taxonomy places the organism in Eukaryota, Metazoa, Chordata, Mammalia, Artiodactyla, Cervidae. The record is from RefSeq and is a predicted model, not a curated record.